AUGUCUGGCUUCAUAACCACAAUGUUCGUGUCUCCCCCCUCCAGUUUUUCCCCCUCGUUCCCCGCGAAGCCAAAGCCACUCCACCCCGUCUUCACUUUUGCCCAGAGCCAGAGCUGCAUGAACCUGCGAAUCGACAUGGAACUCCUGGACUGUCAAGAGAGGGGCAUGGCAGGAGAUUUGGGGUCCACGGUGCCUGGAUCUGGAUUGGAGCUUGCCAAACCCAAGGAGACGUAUCAGAGUCCGCUGCAGAAGAUUGGACAGGCGCUCAGGUUGCCGCAGUUGGCGCUGGAUACGUCGGCUGUCGCGCUGCCUCCGACGGCACUGUUGGAGGCGGACAUGUCGUCUACUUCGAGUAGUCCAACACGUCAGCCGCCAAACUACUCCUACAAGCUCCUUCCCGGCGGCAUAUCGUCUCCCACACUCUUCCAGACGGAGAAUCAUGCGGCUCUGGGUCCCACAGAAGACGACCGCUGCUCGGUAGACACGGGCAGCAUCAUCAGCCCGGAAACUAGGGCGGCAGCUCUAGCACAACGCAACAAAGGCUAUUUCUCGGGCCCAGGCUUACUCUCUUCUCUUUUUAGUAACCCACGAACGCGUGCGCCGUUCAAGCCGCAGAAAGCGAAUCGAGGCACGAGUAGUUGGCAGCUCAAGCAGUAUGCAGAGGCGACACUGGGUAGCGGGAGCUUGAGGAAGGCGGUCAAACUGCCCGAGGGCGAAGACAAGGAUGAGUGGUUGGCUGUCAAUGGUAGGGUUAAAAUAUGGCGUUCAUUGGAAACAUGCUGA
Messenger RNA from Plenodomus lingam JN3, 783 nucleotides. RefSeq lists its product as uncharacterized. The record is from RefSeq and is a predicted model, not a curated record. Gene Ontology annotation, biological process: cell division; signal transduction; positive regulation of protein phosphorylation. Gene Ontology annotation, cellular component: cytoplasm; nucleus. Lineage: Eukaryota; Fungi; Ascomycota; Dothideomycetes; Pleosporales; Leptosphaeriaceae. Gene Ontology annotation, molecular function: protein kinase activator activity.